Medioppia subpectinata is the source of this 1014-nucleotide messenger RNA. NCBI's taxonomy places the organism in Eukaryota, Metazoa, Arthropoda, Arachnida, Sarcoptiformes, Oppiidae. The record is from the annotation of a GenBank genome assembly.
AGUUAGAUACCAAGUUUAAUUAAAUAAACUAAUAAUGAACUGUUCGAUACUCGCCGCUUUAAUCGCCUGCCUGGCCGUCGUCCACGUAGCACAUGGUGCUAACAUAAACAAACGAGGUUUAAUACCCUUGAUUGGCAAUAUAUUAGACCCGCUGCAUAUUUUCCACCCGAGACCACAACAAUUGCCACCCAAACAGGAGGAGCCUAUUCAAUACCCAUCACCUGUGCCCGUCCCAGUGCCAGCACCCGUACCUGUACCGGUACCGGCGCCAGUUCCCCAGCCACCGGCACCCCAACCCCCCACACCUCGCAAUGGCGAGGCACCGGCAACCCUGAAAGUUGAUCUGGAUGAAACACUAAAGGCUGACUGCAAACACCCCUUGUCUAGCGAAUACAAGAAUACUUUGAGCCGACUAGAGGUCGACGCCGACGAUUUUUUCCUCCUCGAUCCAUAUAAUAACAACCCUAAUCACACCGAAGUGCUAACUGGAUUCACCCCGUUCGCCAAACCCACCGUCAACCUAACCCGAUGGGCUAAGUGCGAGGCAUCCGACUCCGGGCUCACCGGUCUGGGAGAGGACAUCCGUAACGCACCCGUAGACCUCACCUGCAAUGGCUAUUACACGCAACGCAUGACCGACUUGUAUGAGUACAACGCCGAUUUCAACGGCCAGAAAGAGACCAUCGGAUUGGCCCGCAGUGUGCAGACCAUGUCGUUCGUCAACGGAAACAUUUUGGAGGUUCAUGAGGGUGAAAUAACUGAGGGUCGAUGCCAAGGUGAUAUCCUGUACAUCCAGACCGUAUACAAUAACCCCAACUCAUUGGCCUGUACUGACUACUCGCUCACAUCUCUACAAGUAAAACAAAUGAAUGUUGAGAUCACUGGCCAGAACUGUGCGACCACAUGCUCUGUCGACCCCUCGGCCACUAACAUGGUCACAAUGCGACCUGGCUACAAUAAUAAAGGACUAGCUCAAUAAAUAAAUAUUGUCUAUGUUAUUUUAUAAUAAUUGUA